AUGAACUUGGUUUAUGUGAGAAGAAAGGAGGAGAAGGUUAAUGGUGUUCGAGGCCCCCUUCGGAAGGCUGCAGUUAAUGUUGUUAAUGAUGUUAGUGAAGGUUUACCAGUUAUGCCAAUUGAGGAGGGUGUUGAUGCGAAAACUACUACUACUACUACUGGUGUCCAGACUAACUGCAAACUAUUCGUCAGCAAUCUGAGUUAUGACGUGAAUGAGAAGCAAGUUCUGGAUGCGUUGAGAGCUGUUUUGAAGUUGUCUGGUGUAAUACCUGUAUCGGUGAGGUUGUUUCGUGAUCGAGACACUGGUCGUAAUAGAGGUUUGGGUCUAAUCGAGUUUCGUGAUCCUAGCAGUGCGAAGAAAGCUCUAUCGCUAAAUGGUAAACGAUUACUUGGUCGUUCUAUUAGAGUUAGACCCGAUAAUGGUGGUCAAGGUGUCAAACGUCGACGUGUUGAAGAUGAUCAAGAUGCACAAGCAGGGAAUGAGGUGGUUCAGCAGCAGCGUGAUGUUCAGGUUGCGGCUGUCGAGCAGGAGGACAUUGUAGAAGACCCUUGCGAAAGCUCACCCAAGGAGUCCUCAGAAACAGCUUAUGUCGUUCAGACCACUGUUGAAGAGGUUAACGUUGGUGUUGUGAACUCAUCGGCUGAGCCUAGUAUUGUUAUUGAUCUACGACGUAUUAAUACACAAAAUGGAGGGAAUUGCCCGUUAACGACAAUUCACACGGAAGUAGUCCCUAAUCCUGAUGAUCCUGCUGACUGCCAUACUCUCGACUGGUUGCUAGAUAGUGGUUAUGCGGUCCAUCUUAUUUCUGAUUCAGAAGCUGGUUGGUUGGGAUCUGCUAGAGUUAUCCCUCUGCCUUCUCCGAUUAAGCUCUCUUUUGCCAAUGGUACUACUCAAUUAGUACAUGAGGCAAGAGAAUUAAGCCUCUGUUGUGAUGGUCAGAAGUUCAACACUACUGUUUUGCUGGUACCAGGUUUAGCUGUUCCAGCAAUAUUGAGUCUUCACCAACUGGUGCAUGACUUUGGUUCAGUAGCCUGGCACCUUUUGGCUCCGGGUGAAGAAGUUCUACGAUUAGGGCAUGAUGUUACUCUGAGAUCUACUAGUAAUGAACUUUCACUUGAUGCAGUGGGGUCCGUGAACGCUGUCGUGAACGCCGUUCCUUCCUUAGCUUUUGUGUCAUCCUUUCCUGAUGAAAAGUUUUCUCACUGUAGUUUGCGGAGUCUACGAGAAGCCUACCAGGAGAAACAAGUAGUUGACUUGGAAUCUAAAGCUGUUACUGUAGAUGUGGUGAAUGCCCGUUCUCUUCAGCCUCACACUACUGGUCGUGAUGACCGUCCUCCUAUCGCUGUGGAUUUUGUGGCUGAUGCCAAAGGAGAUCAGCGAGCUCGUGUAUCAUUGCCAUGGCUGUCAGGCCAAAGGCCUAACAGUAAGUUACAUUCCCUUCGACGUGAUGUUGCUAUUGCUCGUGAUGUCGCUACUAGACGAAAGUUAGCUGCAAUGGGACCCGAGUGGGUGGUGCUUUUGAAGAAAGAAGUUGCCAAUAUGGUUGCUCAGGGUCAUAUUUGGGAGCUCACUGAAGAAGAAUUGGCGGCAGAUCCGCCAAUGAUGGCUGCUGUCACGGCAAUUCGAGAAGGUCACCCUACCCAACCUGUGCGGGUAACAGUUGAUGCGAGACCGGUUAAUCGUUUCCUAAGUGCUGGGGACACGUCUAGUCUUCGUCGAGCUCUGCGUAGUAUACUUCUCCGUUGGAGAUUGAGUCCAUGGGUCUCUUGGGACGACGUAACUCGUGCCUUUUUGCAGAUAUGUCUGCAUAAACACGAUGAGGUGAUGCUUAAUGUAUGGACCUGCCGAAGAGGAUAUAGGUGUUGCAGACUUCCAUUCGGCCUUUCGCCGAGUCCGGCAUGCCUAUCUGCUGCCAUAAAGGCCAUUCGUGAAGCUGUGAAGGUAUUCCGUGAGUAUAUGGAUGAUCUGCUCUAUAAUGCCUGGUGUGUGACGAAGUUGUUGGAACGCCGCUCCCUGGGAAGAGCAGUGUUGUAUGAACAAGCUCAUAUGGAGUGUCAGCCCAGUAAGUCGAUACUCGGUGGAGACCCUCAGUAUCGCUUUGAGGCUCUGGAUAUAGGGGUUAAUGACGAGGUCACUUAUAAGACUGUCACGCAACUUGGUUACCUUUGGGAUACUGUGACUGACACUGUUUGCCCUAGGACAAUAGAUGUUGGUUCAGAUAUUCCAUCAACAAGAAGACUAUGUUUUCAAGUCCUAAGCCGGUUUUAUGAUCCUCUUGGUACCAAUAUUGAAUAUUCGGCUCGGCAACGCUAUCUACUACAUAAGUCAGCAUCUACUACUGAGCAUUGGGAUUCACAAGAUCUUUCACAGUCAACUGCUUUGGAAGUGAGUGCUCUAUGCUCUGUGAAGCCCUGUUCUCAACCACGCUUUGUCGAUAUUCGGAAGGGCUUGGUAGUGUUCUGUGAUGCCGCUGGUAGUGGCUGUAUAUGUGCCGACGCUCGUGGUGUUGCUGAUGGUCGUCGUCUAGCGGCUCGUCAAAAGACAUUGAAUUCUAAGUGGACUAUAGCAAGGCUUGAACUUUGUGCACUUCGUUUGGGGGUGUCGUUGCUUGAUGAUAUCUGCGAGGAGUUAGAUGUGCUUACGGAAGAUGGUUAUGCUCCCCCUCAGGUCUGGCUCCUUACGGACUCUCAGCUCAAUUGUUGGCGUUUGAGACGUUCGGAAGCCUAUGACGCCAAGUAUUUAUCAGCGUUUGAGCGACGUCGGGUGCAAGACAUUCGUUCUGGUCUUACUCGAUUAGCGGAGUCUCUGGAUUGCCCCGUGAGGUCUGGUCAUGUAGUGGGUAGAUUGAAUCCGGCUGAUCGGGCUACACGACCCGAUAGGGGUCUACAAGAGAAAUUGGAGCUUAGUGGCUCAGAGAUGGAUGAUAUAUUACGGUCGGUUACUACUGUGGCUCUGUUUCCUGGCCAAAAGGAUUCCAAUGGUGGAGAUGAGCACUUGGGUAUUUCAGAAGAUGAUGAACUUGACUUGAUGAUGGGUGAUGAUGAGGAUUUGACGGUAGUACUAGCAGCAGCAGUUCAGCUGCACAAAGAUGUUCCUGAUCCUCCUGAAGAUCCAGAACUGCAAUGGUCUAUUAAGGUUUCCCAAGUUGCUAUUCCGAGUCUGCGGUUGACACUCGACAAGAUUGCCAGUGGUAAAGAUGUCCCGGGUUUUGAAACUCGGAAUGGGUUAUUAUGUAAGGUUGGUAAUGUUGCUCUCGAUGAUACCAAUCGUGGGAGUUGUGCUAUAUCCCAGAUUGUUAUUCCUAAUGCUGACGACAUUGUCGUCACGACAACCUACAACAUAUGGUGGCAAUGA
Molecule: messenger RNA, 3354 nt
Organism: Perkinsus marinus ATCC 50983
Lineage: Eukaryota; Perkinsozoa; Perkinsida; Perkinsidae
Product: cold-inducible RNA binding protein, putative
Exons: 1
Coding region: 1-3354 (1117 amino acids)
Molecular function (GO): RNA binding
Source: RefSeq, a predicted model, not a curated record